AUGAGGUCAAGAGUUGGCCAGCCCGACGUUUGGGCAGCUCUACUCUGCCUCUCGGCCUUCCUGGUCUGCUUGAUUUCGCCUGUCGCCUCUGUGAAGGAGCACGACUUCAAGAAGUGCGAUCAAUCGGGAUUCUGUAAACGAAACCGUGCCUACGCCGACAACGCUUCCGUCCAUGCCUCCACCUGGAGCUCUCCCUACGAUGUUGCUCCCGAAUCAGCCAAGUUCAAAGACGGCCAGUGGCACGCAGUAAUUGUCAAGACAAUCAACAACGGCGAAAAGGCUCGAUUUCCAAUCACCAUCUCCUUGCUCAAGAGUGGCGUAGCUCGCGUCUCGGUUGAUGAAGAGAAAAGACAAAAGAAGAACAUAGAGCUGCGACACAACAGCAAAGCCCGUAAAGAACGCUACAACGAGGCCGAAAAAUGGGUCAUCGUUGGCGGCCUCGACUUGGAUAAGAAGGCGCAAAUCGUCUUCCAGGACAAUUCCCAGGCCAACAUCGAAUAUGGUGGCGAUCGAAAAUUUGAAGUCGUCAUCAAGUUUUCUCCAUUGCAGGUCGAGUUUAAACGGGAUGACGAAACUCACAUCAAGUUCAAUGGCCGGGGUCUGCUCAACAUGGAGCACUGGCGGCCCAAGAUAGAAAACGACAAGACCGAAGAAGGGGAAAACAAAGCUGAACAAGACGUCAAGAAGGACGAAGGCGAUGAUGAAAGCACGUGGUGGGACGAGUCAUUUGGUGGCAACACAGACUCCAAACCUCGUGGACCAGAGAGCAUCGCCAUGGACAUCUCGUUUGUAGGAUACCAACAAGUUUUCGGUAUUCCUGAGCACACGGGAUCGAUUUCUCUCAAGCAGACUCGGGGUGGUGACGGCAACCACAACGAACCUUAUCGUCUGUAUAAUACCGACGUGUUUGAAUAUGUGCUCGACAGUCCCAUGACUUUAUACGGCGCCAUUCCGUUCAUGCAGGCUCACCGCAAGGAUUCCUCGGUGGGCGUGUUCUGGUUAAACGCUGCCGAGACGUGGGUUGACAUUGUGAAAGAAAGGGAUGCCAAAAAUCCCCUUAGCCUCGGGAAAGCCUCCCAGAGCACUCAUACUCACUGGAUGUCUGAAUCUGGCAUUCUCGACGCCUUUGUGUUUCUGGGUCCUACCCCGCGCGACCUUACCCAGAAGUACGGCGAGCUUACAGGUUAUACGGCAAUGCCUCAAGAGUUCUCCAUUGGCUAUCACCAAUGUCGGUGGAACUACAUAUCCGACGAUGAUGUCAAGGAAGUUGACCGACGAAUGGACAAACACAAGAUUCCAUACGAUGUCAUCUGGCUUGAUAUCGAGUAUACAGAAGAGAAGAAGUAUUUCACCUGGGACCCCCACUCAUUUCCUGACCCUGUCAGCAUGGGGAAACAGUUGGAUGCUCACGGCCGCAAGCUUGUCGUCAUUAUUGAUCCCCACAUCAAGAAGGUGGAUGAUUACUCCGUCAGCUCGGACAUGCUAUCUAGGGACCUGGCAGUUCACAACAAGGACGACGAGACAUUCGAGGGUUGGUGCUGGCCCGGUUCCUCCAACUGGAUUGAUUGCUUCAACCCCGAAGCCACCGAGUUGUGGAAAAGCUUAUUCAAGUACGAUUCCUUCAAGGGUACGCUGGAGAAUACGUUCCUCUGGAACGACAUGAAUGAGCCUUCCGUCUUCAAUGGCCCUGAAACCACCAUGCCCAAGGACAAUUUGCACUUUGGCAACUGGGAACACCGCGACGUCCACAACUUGUACGGCUUGACCUUCCAGAACGCAUCUUGGGAGGCCAUGGUCAGUCGUAAGAAAGGGGAGCGUCGCCGCCCCUUCAUUUUGACGCGUUCUUUCUACUCUGGCUCGCAACGACUGGGUGCAAUGUGGACUGGAGAUAAUCAGGCUGAUUGGUCACACCUCGCUGCCUCUAUUCCCAUGAUACUCAACCAAGGCAUCUCUGGAUAUCCUUUUGCCGGCGCCGAUGUUGGGGGCUUCUUUGGCAACCCUGAAAAGGAUUUGAUGGCGCGGUGGUACCAAGCUGGCAUCUUUUACCCGUUCAUGCGUGCCCAUGCCCACAUCGACUCUCGUCGCCGCGAACCUUAUAUGCUCGGCGAGCCGUACACCGAGAUCUUGACCAAGGCUCUUCGCCUCCGGUACUCCUUGCUGCCUUCUUGGUACACGGCCUUCUUCCACGCCAACAGAGACGGCAGCCCCAUCGUUCGACCGAUGCUCUGGACACACCCAUCAGAGGAGAGCGGCUUUGCCAUUGACGAUCAGCUGUUCUUGGGAACAACCGGUCUACUUGCGAAGCCAAUUGUCGAAAAGGACAAGUUUUCCGUCGAUAUCUGGAUUCCCGAUGACGAGGUCUACUUUGAUUACGUCACGUACGAAGUGAUGAAGACGCAAAAGGGCAAAACCGUGACGGUUGAAGCAGCGAUUGAUGCUGUGCCCCUGCUGAUGCGUGGCGGCCAUAUUUUUCCUCGCCGCGAUAUCCCUCGCCGAUCCAGCGCAGCCAUGCGAUACGACGACUACACAUUGGUCGUUACUGUUUCCAAAGAUGGCUCUGCCGAAGGCGAGCUGUACGCCGAUGACGGCGAUAGCUUUGACCAUGAAAACGGCCAAUACAUCUACCGCAAAUUCCACCUAGCCAACAACAUUCUCAAAUCUACCGAUGCCGAAGGUCGAGAUGCCAAGUGGGUCAAGGCGGGCACUUGGCUGAAGGCGAUGCGCCAAGUGCAUGUUGAUCGCAUCAUUGUUGUUGGCGCGCCGUCCAGCCUAAACCAGGAGGAGGUGCAAAUCAAGAGCGAGGGCCGCAAAUGGGCCGUCAAAGUCGACUACCACGCUGCCAAGGAGGGACGAGCAGCCUUUGCUGUUCUGGGCCGCGUUGGAGCCAGGAUCGGCGAGGACUGGAGCAUUACGCUGGCUUGA
Messenger RNA from Ustilaginoidea virens, 2922 nucleotides. RefSeq lists its product as uncharacterized. The record is from RefSeq and is a predicted model, not a curated record. The transcript is spliced from 2 exons. Gene Ontology annotation, molecular function: alpha-glucosidase activity; carbohydrate binding. Lineage: Eukaryota; Fungi; Ascomycota; Sordariomycetes; Hypocreales; Clavicipitaceae. Gene Ontology annotation, biological process: N-glycan processing; carbohydrate metabolic process. Gene Ontology annotation, cellular component: glucosidase II complex. The coding region runs from base 1 to 2922 and encodes 973 amino acids.